Molecule: messenger RNA, 2171 nt
Organism: Lethenteron reissneri (Far Eastern brook lamprey)
Lineage: Eukaryota; Metazoa; Chordata; Hyperoartia; Petromyzontiformes; Petromyzontidae
Gene: TIMM10
Product: translocase of inner mitochondrial membrane 10
Biological process (GO): protein insertion into mitochondrial inner membrane
Cellular component (GO): mitochondrial inner membrane
Source: RefSeq, a predicted model, not a curated record
AGCACGUGGUCAGCGGCGUGCGGCGACUCCUCCCGGCUCCCCCCGGCCUCUUCUCGGCUCCUUCUCGGCCUCCGUGCCCUCGCCGCAGUCACCUCGCCAUGGACCCCAUGAAGGCGCAGCAGCUGGCGGCAGAGCUCGAGGUGGAGAUGAUGGCGGACAUGUACAACAGGAUGACGAACGCGUGCCACCGCAAGUGCGUGCCGCCGCACUACAAGGAGGUGGACCUCUCCAAGGGCGAGGCCGUGUGCCUGGACCGCUGCGUCGCCAAGUACCUGGACGUGCACGAGCGGCUGGGCAAGAAGCUCACGGAACUCUCCAUGCAGGACGAGGAGACCAUGAAGCGCUUGCAGCAGGCUCCCUGAUCCGCGCCGCAGCCUUCGGGGAUGCAUUCCCCCCUUCCUCCCUCCCUCCCCCGCAUUAUAAUCUGUACAUACCUAAAAGGCUUCUAGGUUUGUGAUUGAAUGGUCGAUCGUCUUGAAUAGCGUCGCUCUUAUCCGAGUGUCCACGUCUCGAUGCCUUAGCACGUUAAAGGAGCCUUUGUCCCCGUGAGAGGAUCGACAUCGUCACACAGACAGACGGUGCGGCUCGUGACGUCCCCGCUUGACUGUGACGAUGCCAGAGGUGGGAACUGAAUUGCUGAGAACCUCCUAUGCACAUCGCCUAAAGGUGAAGAUUGCUCCUAACUUUUGCUUUGUAAUAACCAGGAAUUUGUUUUCUAUGAUUUAAAAGUAAUUCUUGGACUCAUGUUAAUUGUGCAUGUAAGAAUUUACUAUUUAUGAUUUAUCUCUCCACUAGAUUCAUAUUAUAGAUUUCCAUAGUAUUAUCUGCGGUGCAUCACAACAUCGGAGUUAAUUGGGCAGUUAGAGAAGUAUGUUACGUUUACACGACUUCCAUUUGUUGUAUCGCCGUUGAACGUUACCAUUAUUUUCAGAAACAUUUUUUAAUACAUUAUGUAAAAACAUGAGCACAUCCCCCCCCCCUGCACUGAGCAGAUGUCCACUUAUCCGUUGACGUGAUGAAUUGCAUAGAAGAAUCGAUUUUGUUGUAAUAUUCAACAUCCUUGGUGAUGUGGCGAGUUGAUUUGCAGACGUGCUCUUUUGCACGUGAUGAUGUGGUGUGUGCUAUUCCCAAACAGGAAGCAGUACAUGUGGAUUUACCUGUAAGCGGAUUUUUUGUAUCGUAUGGCUCCUGUCUAUCUUUGCGGGAGAUGUCACGCUGCUGAUGGUGCUUUUCCGGUUCGAGUUUCCCGCGGGAGAAACGAGGCAAGACGGGGUGGUUUGCGAUGUUACAAUCGCUUUAACCAAAGUCGUCGCUCGCGACAGGAUUGAAAUGGUGUACAUCGUCGACAUGUUACGAUGGGAAAUUCCUCCGUCCUGUGAUGCCAUUCACUGCAACGGGCUGUUAUUGUUGUUCGCACGGACUGGUGACCAUCUGCGAUCUUUAUUCUCGGUGUCGCUGUGGCCGCCUUGCAGCGUGCGUGACGCUCGCGGCGCCGUGCAAAUUGUGGGAGGGAAGGUGAAGUGCUAGAUGUGGGAGGGAUGGUAAAGUCGUCGAUUAAAACUGAAUUUUGGGCUCACGAAAACUGCAUGUGAGAAUGUGUUAUUCACUCUUCGUGUGUACACUUGUAAGUGGAUGCUACUGUAGAGGGUUGGGGCACCAAUAAGGGAAACAUUAAUUAUUCAAGGAACCUUGCACACAGUAAAGCGUGGAGAGGGAGUGACUCAUUAUAACCUUGGGAUGCAGUUAAGGUUUUUUUUAAAUGCAUCUAAGCACCUCCACAGAUAACAGGAUCUGUAUAUUUGUUUUCUCUGAGUGUGUAGAGUAUGUGGGGGAAAUGUUAAUGCCAAUGUCUACCUAAAUAGUGUUCUAUCUUUAAUUUGCAUACCAUUUUACUUCUGCACAUUAAGUGACCUUGACACCAAUGUACAGUAUGAUUUGCAGUCACAAUGGCAGUGCAUCAGCCCUGUUGCUCUCCCCUCAAGGGCCAUUGCCAAUCAUUUCGAGUUGUACAUCUUUUCUGUAACAAGGCAGUAUUAUUUUAUGUAUUAACUCAUAGAAGGUGAUUUAUUUUUGCUUGUGCACCAGUCAGCAUGGGUCCCAUGCCGUAUAACAUUCAGAAAGGGAAACUUGUUGAACGGUAAUAUAGCAACAAAUAAAUCCACAUGAUUGUG